CUUCCCCCACCAACUAACCCCCGCACAAGCUCAACGCCCUCCGUGCCUGUCCCGACACGACACCAUCCCCCAGCAGCAAAGCCUCCCGAAGCUCCCCCCAAUCAUCCACCGGCGAUGUCGGACUGCCUGCCGUCGCUGACCACCAUCAACUCCCUCUCCACCGACCUCAUCGACCUCAUCCUCUCCCUCCUCCCCGUCCCCUCCCUCCUCCGCGCCUCCUCCGUCUGCAAGCUCUGGCGCUCCAUCAUCACCUCCUCUUCAACCAAUUCUAGCGCCGCCGGCCCUUCUUCUUCUUCUUCUUCUUCCCCCUGGUUCUUCCUCUACGGCAUCCACAACACCUCCUCCCGCAACAACCAGUCCUUCGCCUUCGACCCCCUCUCCGACGCCUGGUUCCGCCUCCCCACCCACACCCACCGCGCCUUCACCGCCUCCUCCGGCUUCCUCUUCACCACCACCCCGGCCUUCUCCUUCACCCGCGUCUUCCGCGACUCCUGGCGCUCCACCUCCCCGCUCCACUUCUCCCGCCUCAACCCCCUCCUCGCCGUCUUCCCCGACGACCGCGGCCCCGGCCCCGGCCCCGGCCUGCGGUUCGUCGUCGUCGGGGGCGACGGCUUCGUCGGCAACCUCGUCGACAUCGAGGACCGGCUGGCGGUCGAGAUUUACGACCGGUCCGACCGCUGGGACCUCUGCCCUCCCUUGCCCGCCGACUUCCGCCCCGGGAACUCGUCGCAGUCCCUGUCGUCGGCGCUCUUCCGCGGUAGGUUUUAUGUGUUCGGGAUCUAUUCUAGCUUCGUGUCGUGCUUCGACCUGCGCGAUCGGAUCUGGAGCGACGUGCAGACUCUGAGACCGCCCGGGGUCCUGUUUUCUUUCUUGAUCGCGUGUCGGCAACGGCUGGUCCUGGCGGGCAUGUGCGUCGGGCCGAGCGGGCCGUCGUUUAACUUGUGGCAGAUCGAUGAGACGAGCAUGGAAUUCAGGGAAAUCGCGAUCAUGCCCUCCAAUUUGCUCAAUGGGCUGGUCGAUAGCGAGGAGGAAGAUAAAUUCGCGAGCUUGAAAUGCGUUGGAUCGGGUGAUAUGAUUUAUGUGUUUAAUGAGGAGUAUCAUAAGAAGUACCCUGCUUGUGUCUGUGAGAUUGGUAGUGAUUAUGGCAGGUGCAGCUGGAGGAGGCUACCGGAUUUGCCAUCUCCCGUGAAUAAGUUCCACAAGGUCUUCAGCUUUUGUUCCGCCGUUUCAAUUCAUACUGUUCUUCACGGCGAAGCCGAUGAAGCUACCUGACUGACUCGUCCUCCUGGGUGUGAAUUGUGCCGGGGCUAUCUAUGCCUUGUGCCUAAUGGCAGGUGUAUAAGCAUAUGUGCCAUUAUAUAUCAUUGUAAGCUGAUAUGUUUAUAAUCGUUUUGUUGCACAUUGUAAGGAUGUCAUAGUUUGAAUCUGUUACACCAGAAAUUCUUUGUUCAUGUUUACCUUAUGUACUAAAAUGUAUUUGAUCUUUCUGAUAGAAUUAAGGAAGAAUAAUGACUGUGCAACCUUUCUUUGCGAGUAAACUUUGCUUGUUUCA
Eucalyptus grandis is the source of this 1552-nucleotide messenger RNA. RefSeq names its product F-box/kelch-repeat protein At3g24760. NCBI's taxonomy places the organism in Eukaryota, Viridiplantae, Streptophyta, Magnoliopsida, Myrtales, Myrtaceae. The record is from RefSeq and is a predicted model, not a curated record. Gene Ontology annotation, molecular function: protein binding.